Astyanax mexicanus (Mexican tetra) is the source of this 4132-nucleotide messenger RNA. It is a transcript of the gene cmn, whose product is annotated as calymmin. The transcript is spliced from 52 exons. The coding region runs from base 66 to 3647 and encodes 1193 amino acids. NCBI's taxonomy places the organism in Eukaryota, Metazoa, Chordata, Actinopteri, Characiformes, Acestrorhamphidae. The record is from RefSeq and is a predicted model, not a curated record.
CAGUACAGUCAGCGUGCGUCCACUUCCACAGCAGCUGGAACUUAGUCUGACCCUCGGUGUCCACCAUGCAGGGACGGACGCUCCUCAGGACAGUGCUGGUGCUCUGGAUGGCCAGACUGACACUCCAAGGGGGAACAGGUUUUGGUCUUGGUCCACAGGCUGCUAAUGCUUACCCACCAAACUUCAAAGGACAAGGUUACGGUGCUGCACAACCCAGUGGACCUGGUGGUAAGCCCAAUGGUUCUGACAAAAUGCUUCUGAAAGGAUACGGUGCUGCAUCUGCUGCCCUCAGAAAUGGAGCAAAACCCAAUGGUUAUGGACCACCACCCAAUGGAAACAUCAAUGGUGCACGUGCUCCUCCAGCUGCCGUCAAAGGAAAUGGAGGUUAUGGUGCUGCACUUGGAGCAUCGAACGGACAGGCUGCCAAACCUAAUGGUGGCUUUGGAUCCAAGCCAAGUCAGCCAGGAUAUGGAGUAGGACAGCCCGCUUAUGGUGGAAUUGGAAUUGGCAUGGUGCCCCAGCAGGCUGCUAAACACAGAGGAGGUUUUGGGAAUGGCAAUGGACAAGGUUACAAAGGUCAAUCCUUCGGUGGUUCCAGACAAGGUCCGGGUGCCUAUGCACAAGCUGGAGCUGGACUGGGUGGAGGAUAUUCAAAUGGAGCUAAAGCUGCUAAGCCUGGUUUUGGUGCUGGUUCUGCACUUCAGAGUGGGCAAGGAGCCAAAACCAAAGGUUAUGGUGCAGGGGCUGGUUCUCCAAAUAGCCAGGGGGCUAAACCUGCAGGAUAUGGUGGCUAUCCUAAUGGAGGAAACUUUAAGGGACCUAAAGCAGGUUACGGUGGUGUGUCCCCCAGUUAUGGAGCCAGACCCAAUGGAUAUGGAGCGUACCCCAACGGGGGCGCUAAAGGACCCAAACCAGGAUAUGGAGCCUAUCCUAGUGGAGGCACUAAGGGACCUAAACCAGGUUAUGGUGCUGUUGCUGGAGCUGGAGCAAACAAUGGACAAGGAGCCAAGCCUAACGGAUAUGGAACAUAUCCCAGUGGAGGCGCUAAAGGACCUAAACCAGGUUAUGGUGCUGUUGCUGGAGCUGGAGCAAACAAUGGACAAGGAUCCAAGCCUAACGGAUUUGGAACUUAUCCCAGUGGAGGCACUAAAGGACCUAAACCAGGUUAUGGUGCUAUCGCAGGAACAGGAGCAAACAAUGGACAAGGAGUAAAUCCUAAUGGAUUUGGAACAUAUCCCAGUGGAGGCGCUAAAGGACCCAAACCAGGUUAUGGUGCCAUUGCAGGAACAGGAGCAAACAAUGGACAAGGAGCCAAUCCUAAUGGAUAUGGGGGCACUAAAGGACCUAAACCAGGUUAUGGUGCUAUUGCUGGAGCUGGAGCAAUCAAUGGACAAGGAGCUAAGCCUAACGGAUAUGGAACGUAUCCCAGUGGGGGCGCUAAAGGACCCAAACCAGGUUACGGUGCUGCUGCUGGAGCUGGAGCUCUUGGUGGACAAGAAGCCAAGCCUAAUGGAUAUAACCCAAAUCUGAAGGGCUAUAAAGAUGCCAGUCUUGGACCUGAGGCACCAAGAGUUCCAGCAGUGCCAUCCUACACCAAGGGAGUUGUACCGCCAGCUGAACCUGAGCCUACCAGAGGUGUACCUAGAGCACCAGAACCUACUAUUGGAGUUCUGUCGCUGUUAGCAGGUGGGAAGGGUCAAAAACCUUUGGUGCAUCCCCAAGCUCCCUUAAUUCCACAAGGCAAAGGUCCAAAACCAGUAGCCCCACAGCUGUCUCAGGUGCUUUCCCAGAGUAAAGGUCCCAAACCAUCACUUCCUGUAUCUGUUCUUCCACAAGCACAGGCUACCAUAACACCUGAGCAUGUAGCCGGUGUUCUUCAGGGAAGUGCUCUUAGACCUGCACAGGCAGCUCCACUGCUCCCAUAUAUUCCACAAGGGAAAGCACCAAAACCCAUUGCACAGGUUCCACAGGUUCCAGCUUCACCACAACAAGCUGUUUCACAAGUUGAAGCCCAAAGACCCUUCUACCCUGCACCGGUUCCCCAGCCUUCACAAACCAAAGGUCUACAGCAUGUAGGAGCAGAGUCUCUCGGUCCACAGUCUGCACCUGAGCCCACUCGCUUCCCGUCUCAGCUGAAGGGUCCUAAAGCAACAAAUGCUGAGCUCGCAGGGCUCGGGCAACCUAAUGGGCAGGGGGCUAAACCAGCGAAGCCGGACUGUGGCCCUGGUGGAGUGUCUGGACAAUGGACUAAGCUGCCCAGUCCUGGUAUUGGACCUGGAGCAUGGUACCCCAACAAUGGAGGAGCCAAGGCCUCUAAAUCAGGUCUUGGAGGAUAUGGGGCGAAACCCAACCAGCCAGGCUAUAAUAAUGGUCAGGGGAUUCUCCCGGCCACUGGUUAUGGAUAUGGGAACGGUCCAGCCAGCUUCGGUGAGGCUGUUAAAGGAAAUCCCGGCAAUGGAUAUCUUCCUGCAGCUGGAGGAACAGGACAACUACCAUACAACGGAGCACCGAUUGUUCCUGCUGGAAUGGACGGAACAGGUCAGAUCCAACCACAGACUGCUGAACUCGGACACGAGGCAAAAUCUGCUGGUGCUUACGGAACUGGUCAGAUCCAGCCACAGACCGCUGAACUCGGGCCUGAGGCCAAAUCUGCAGGUGCUUAUGGCGGGCCUUAUGGUGCUCAGCCAAUGGGAGUGGGCUCCAAGGCAAAAUCUCAAAUGAAAUAUGGUAUUGGUGGUCUUCCUUUUGCUGGCUCUCCUAUGGGAUACGGCUCUGACCCCUAUGGAAAAUACGGUAAUCCCUACGCAGCUCAGCCCUAUGGAGGAAGUUACGGAGCACCAUACAACCCCAAGCCUCUGGGACUGGGUUCUGAUCCCAGAUCUGCCAGCAAAUACGGGUAUGGAGGAUCACCGUAUGGUGGGCAGCCACUCGGGUAUGGUGCAAAGGAUAAAUCUUCUAAAUCUGGAUCUGUGCUGGGAUUGGGAGGGCUGCCUUAUGGAACACAGCCACUUACUGUGGGUCCUGAUGCUGGGAAGUCUGGAAAAUACGGCCAACCUGCUGCGGCUUAUGCUCCAGAAUCCGUUAGCUAUGGUGGUGAUGGUAAAUUUGCUGGGAAAUAUGGCAAACCGGCACUCCCCUUCAACUCUGGAAUAGCUGGUCCAGUGACAGAUGGUCAGUCUGUGGAGCAGCCUGCGCUGCCUUACGAAGCUCUGCCCGGACCUGAGAUAGAUGGCAUGAAGUCUGUAGACCAGUUUGGUGAAGGAGAGAUCCCCCCUCAGCCUGACGCUGCCCUCAUACAAGGAUCCACAGGAACAGGCAGUUACCUUGGUGGAGGACUCCAACCAGAGGCUGUCUCUUUCUCUGCUCCUGUUACUGCUGGCCCGCCCCCUGUCUCAGCUGGCUCCACGCCCCUCCCCCUGGACACGGCUGUCCUGCCUGAAGCUGGCCCUUCUGCUCUAGCCCCCCUUCAGGCUGAACCACACAGUGCCCAGCUUCCAUCUCUCACGCUGCAGCCGGCCACACCCCAGCAGAUCCACAUUCAGCAGCAGCUCAAAGUCCACCUUCAUACACAGGGCAAGUCAUGGACAGGUGGAACGGAAGGCAAAUAUGGUCUUAAAGGAUUCCUUGGGAAUGGAUAUCAAGGAUGAUAAAGAACGAUGAUCGCAUUGAGGAGAUGUGUAUCUUAUAAUUUUUUACUCUGUUAAUGUUUGUAGUACUUUUUGUAUAUUUAUCAUAUUAUGAAUUUUUUGACACAUUUAAAAAAUCCUCACCCAAAAUUUCCUAUAUCCUAUAAAGGUUUAUGUGUAAAUGUAUGAUUUGUUUAAAAAGUAAAUGCCUCCAUUCUGGAAUAAGAUGCAUAUACUGUAUAAUAUUAAUAGCAUAAACAUUUUUUAUAUAAAUGUGCAUAAUUUCUUUGACUGAAUCUCUCAAUUUGUUUCAGAAUCAGUAUUUUUGUGCUCUGUGAUCACCUGAAACUGUUGGUUGUGCCUUCCUGGCUCUACAUGUUCGCUCUCUUUUUGUGUUCUGUUAUGUAACUCAGAUCAGGAUAAUUUAUUUAGCAUGGAAAAAAAAUCUUUGUUUGUCUGACUGUUUGAUUUAUUUUUAAUAAAAAUGGGGAGGUAUCCUGAAUCUU